AUGUCUAAAUUAUUAAAAAAGUGGGUGGAAUAAGAGGGCAGACUCUGCUUAGUAGUUAAAGUUAUUUAGAAAGAUUAUAUAAAGUUUAUUUAUAAAGCUGUACGUAUUUUUCAAGUUCCUUGAUUAAUAUUUUAAGAUUACUUGAAUGGACUCAAAUUUUAUAAGAAUAUUAGAGCCAACUCAUAUAAAUUAAUUUUUAUAGAAAAAGAAUCGCUUGAAAAAUGGAUUAUAUUAUUAGAUCAAUAUAGUACACUAUUAAAGCAUUUUCAAGUCCGUGAAAUAGUAAAUCUACUACUUUAAAAGCGCGGUUAAAAUAUAACUAUUUCUAUCAGAUAAAAAUAAAUUACUAACUACGUUUCAAGGCAUGAUUUCUUGAAAAGUUGAUAUAGCUGUUAAAUAAAUUAUAAACAAGUAAAAUGCGAAGAAUCUGAAGCUAUUCAGAUAUAAUUCAGACGCGUACAAACCGCUAUAUUAAUAUACGGUAUUAUUGAUAAAGAUAUCUAUAAUUUUGAUGAAACUGGCUUUGUUAUAGAUAUUCUAGAUACUACUAAAAUUAUUAUAUAUUUAAUAUAUCAAGGAAGAUCCUUUCUUAUAUAAUUAGAAAAUCGCGAAUAGAUAAUUUCAAUUAAAUAUAUCAAUGCUGCUGGAUGGGCGCUGCCAGCAUAUUUAGUAUUAAAAGUAAAAAUACAUAUUCAAGCUUAGUAUAAAGAAAGUCUACCAUUUUUCUGGAGAAUCACUAUAUUACUAAAUAAAUAAAUAAUAUAAGAGAUUAGUCAAGCAUGGCUUAAAGAUUACUUUAUUUCUUACAUUAAAAUAUAAAGAACAGGCCAAUAUAGUCUUCUUGUAUUUGACAGGUAUGAUUCGCAUUUAACAUCUUGAUUUAAUAAUAUAUAUUAUUAAAAUUAGAUUAUACUUAUUUGUAUGCCUGCUAAUUUCUUAUAUUUAUAUUAGUUUUUAAAUGUUGCAUGCUUUUCGCCUUUAAAGAAGACUUAUUAAGAUUAAGUUUAACAGCUUAUUUAUAUGGGAUAUUAUUAUAUUAAGAAGAUUAAUUUUCUUAAUAUAUAUUUAAAAGCCCAUACUCAAGCGUUUAUUAAAGUAAAUAUAUAAAGUAUUUUUAAAGCUUCAGGUCUUGUUUUUCUAGAUUUUAAUAAGAUAUUAAAAAAUUUAAUUUUUAAAGAAACUAGUUAUUUAAGUAGUUAAAGUACCUCUUCUUCUUUGAUAUUUAUAAAAACACCAAGAAAUUUAAGAUAAUUUAAGAAGUACGAGUCUAUAUUAUCUUAAUUAUUUUAAUAAUAAGAUAUACCAGCUAUACUAAUACAGUCAGCCUUAUCACACAUUUUUAAAGAUGUGGAGAUUAUUUUAAAUUAUAUAAUACUACUUGAAUAUAAAAAUUAUUAACUACGUGAAGUUCUUGAAAAACGAACUACCAAGCAGAAACGCAAUUAAUAUUAAAUAGAUGGUUUGAAUAAUUUUAUUAUAUAAGAAGUGCUUGAGGCUUUUAACUAUGCUAGAAUAUUAGAAGAACAAGCUGGAGAUACAGAUUCUAAAGAGAAUUAAUCACGCCGUCGGGUAUCUUCUAGAUGUAGCGCGUAUUAUAUUAUAGAAUAUAUACGUACUAGAUGUUCUAAUUGA
Molecule: messenger RNA, 1632 nt
Organism: Aspergillus niger
Lineage: Eukaryota; Fungi; Ascomycota; Eurotiomycetes; Eurotiales; Aspergillaceae
Source: the annotation of a RefSeq genome assembly